Messenger RNA from Trametes versicolor FP-101664 SS1, 603 nucleotides. RefSeq lists its product as uncharacterized. The record is from RefSeq and is a predicted model, not a curated record. The transcript has a single exon. NCBI's taxonomy places the organism in Eukaryota, Fungi, Basidiomycota, Agaricomycetes, Polyporales, Polyporaceae. The annotation marks the transcript as partial.
AGGAUCUCCGAGGGGCUGAUUGUCAAACGCGGCCAGGGUGUCCGCCCCGUUGAGGCCACGAUGAUGGACUUCGUCCGCGCCCGGACGAGCAUCCCCGUUCCUACCGUGCACCUCGUCUUCACCCGCAUCGAGAACAUGGACAUCCCCCAACAUGUAACAACGUACAUCGUGAUGGACUGCAUCCCCGGCCCCACCCUGCAGUACCUCUGGGCGACGAUGGACGCGCCCACGAAGACGUCGGUGCUCGCACAGCUGCAGAGCUACCUUCGCGAGCUGCGCAGCAUCCCUGCAGACCCGGACACCACUCCUGGUCCGAUCGGCGGGGACAUGUUGGAGGGGAUGUGGUUUGGAGAAAACGGCAUCCCCCGGUUCCCGUCGCACCAGGCCCUGGUCGACUGGUGGAACCGCUGCUUUCCGCGUCCGGGCGAGAUAUACUACCACCCUUCCAUCCCGGACGACCGGUUCCACGCAGACCAGCCGCUCGUGUUCACGCACGGGGACUUCAACCCGCGGAACCUCAUUCUGCAUGAGGGGGUGGUGUGGGUCAUCGACUGGCAGCUCGCUGGGUGGUAUCCGUGGUUUAUCGAGCCCACGCGGAUUGCG